Molecule: messenger RNA, 5717 nt
Organism: Truncatella angustata
Lineage: Eukaryota; Fungi; Ascomycota; Sordariomycetes; Amphisphaeriales; Sporocadaceae
Product: 1,3-beta-glucan synthase component-domain-containing protein
Exons: 2
Coding region: 103-5499 (1798 amino acids)
Biological process (GO): (1->3)-beta-D-glucan biosynthetic process; fungal-type cell wall polysaccharide biosynthetic process
Cellular component (GO): 1,3-beta-D-glucan synthase complex; plasma membrane
Molecular function (GO): 1,3-beta-D-glucan synthase activity
Source: RefSeq, a predicted model, not a curated record
AACAACAACAACAACAACAAUAACCAUGAGAGUGGACAGUAUCACGACCAGGCCUAUAACCAGGGCGGCGAGAAUGAUUCCGAGACUUUCAGUGACUUCACCAUGAGGUCAGACAUGGCUCGUGCCACUGACAUGGACUACUACGGCCGUGGCGAUGAAAGAUAUAACAGCUACGCUGAGGGAGGAGCCCGUGGGUACCGGCCCCCUUCCUCUCAGGUCUCCUAUGGCGGAAACCGCUCCUCUGGCGCAUCAACCCCCAACUACGGUAUGGAUUUUGGAAACGUUCUCCCUGCUGGCCAGCGCUCGAGGGAACCUUAUCCUGCUUGGACCUCGGAUGCACAGAUCCCCCUGUCUAAGGAGGAGAUCGAAGACAUUUUCAUGGACUUGACCGGCAAGUUUGGUUUCCAGCGUGACAGCAUGAGAAACAUGUACGACCACCUCAUGAUUCUCUUGGAUUCUCGAGCAUCCCGCAUGACUCCCAACCAGGCUUUGCUUUCGCUUCACGCCGACUACAUUGGUGGCGACAAUGCCAACUACCGAAAAUGGUAUUUCGCUGCACACCUCGACCUCGACGAUGCCGUUGGCUUUGCCAAUGUCAAGGGCAAAGGCCGCAAAAAGAAGUCCAAGAAGAGCAAGGCUGCCCAAGACGCCCCCGACGAGCAACAAGCCCUUGAGGAGCUUGAGGGCGAUGACAGCUUGGAAGCUGCCGAAUACCGCUGGAAGACGCGCAUGAACCGCAUGUCCCAGCACGACCGCAUUCGCCAGAUUGCCUUGUAUCUUCUCUGCUGGGGUGAAGCCAACCAAGUUCGUUUCAUGCCUGAAUGUUUGUGCUUCGUUUUCAAGUGCGCCGAUGACUACCUCAACUCUCCUGCCUGCCAGAACAUGGUCGAGCAAGUUGAGGAGGGCACCUUCCUUAACAACGUCAUUACGCCGUUGUAUCAGUACUGCCGUGACCAAGGUUAUGAGAUUUCUGGUGGUGUAUAUGUCCGUCGCGAGCGGGACCACAACCAGAUCAUCGGUUACGAUGACUGCAACCAGCUCUUCUGGUACCCCGAGGGCAUCGAGCGCAUUGUCAUGGAAGACAAGAGUAAGCUGGUGGACGUCCCACCACAGGAGCGCUACCUCAAGCUGAAGGAUGUCAAUUGGAAGAAGUGCUUCUUCAAAACCUACAAGGAGACUCGGUCGUGGUUCCACAUGCUUGUUAACUUCAACCGCAUCUGGGUAAUCCACUUGACCAUGUUCUGGUUUUACACUGCUCACAAUGCUCCGUCUCUUAUUUUGGGUAGCAAGUACGAGCAAGAGGUUAACAAUCAGCCGACUGCUGCUGCUCAGUGGUCAAUUGUCGGUGCCGGUGGUGGUAUUGCCUCCCUGGUCCAGAUCAUCGCCACACUUGCAGAAUGGUCAUAUGUUCCGAGACGCUGGGCGGGAGCGCAGCACUUGACUAAGCGUCUCUUGUUCCUCAUCGUCGUCUUCCUGAUCAACGUUGGCCCUAGUGUGUAUGUCUUUGGCAUUUCUGGGGGCCAAGAUUCACAGGUUGGUCUGAUUCUGGGCAUUGUCCAGUUCUUCUUCUCUAUCGCCAGCUUCAUCUUCUUCUCAGUCAUGCCUCUAGGUGGCUUGUUCGGAAGCUACCUGACUAAGAAGAACUCCCGUCAGUACGUUGCCAGCCAGACAUUUACCGCCAGUUGGCCGCGCCUCCAUGGUAAUGACAUGGCCAUGUCUUACGGCAUGUGGGCCGUUGUCUUCGGCGCCAAGUUUGGAGAGUCUUACAUCUAUUUGACACUCUCCCUUCGUGACCCUCUGCGCUACCUUAGCAUCAUGAAUGUCGAUGAUUGCUUGGGAGACGCGAUCAUUGGCAAGGUACUUUGCCAGAAGCAGCCAACCAUCACUUUAAUCCUCAUGAUUUUUACCGAUCUGAUUUUCUUCUUCUUGGAUACCUAUCUGUGGUAUGUCAUCCUCAACACGGUCGGUUCGAUUGCCCGGUCUUUCUACCUUGGUUCCUCCAUCUGGACGCCUUGGCGAAACAUCUUUUCCCGUUUGCCCAAGCGUAUCUACUCCAAGAUCUUGGCAACCACCGACAUGGAAAUCAAGUAUAAGCCAAAGGUCCUGAUUUCACAGAUUUGGAAUGCCAUCGUCAUCUCCAUGUACCGUGAGCAUCUUCUGGCAAUCGAUCACGUGCAGAAACUUCUUUAUCACCAAGUUCCGUCUGAGCAGGAAGGCAAGAGAACACUCCGUGCACCCACUUUCUUCGUUUCCCAGGAAGAUCACUCGUUCAAGACAGAGUUCUUCCCCAGUCAGAGCGAGGCAGAGCGCCGUAUUUCUUUCUUUGCACAGUCUCUGUCUACACCUAUCCCUGAGCCACUUCCCGUCGACAACAUGCCCACCUUCACCGUUCUGAUCCCCCAUUACAGUGAGAAGAUUUUGCUCUCACUAAGAGAAAUUAUCCGUGAGGACGAGCCUUAUUCUCGUGUUACCAUGUUGGAAUAUCUCAAGCAAUUGCACCCUCACGAGUGGGACUGCUUCGUCAAGGACACCAAGAUUCUCGCGGACGAGACUUCCCAGUUCAAUGGUGACGAGGAGAAGAACGAAAAGGACACUGCCAAGAGCAAGAUUGAUGACCUGCCCUUUUACUGCAUUGGUUUCAAGUCCUCGGCCCCCGAAUACACUCUUCGAACUCGUAUCUGGGCAUCUCUGCGAUCUCAAACUCUCUACCGCACCAUUUCCGGUUUCAUGAACUAUAGCCGUGCCAUCAAACUUCUGUAUCGUGUUGAGAACCCAGAAGUCGUUCAGAUGUUCGGUGGCAACUCUGACAAGCUGGAGCGUGAACUCGAGAGGAUGGCUCGUCGCAAGUUCAAGCUGUGCGUUUCCAUGCAACGCUUCGCCAAAUUCAAGAAGGAAGAAAUGGAGAACGCCGAGUUCCUUCUUCGCGCUUACCCCGACCUUCAAAUUGCGUACCUCGACGAGGAGCCUCCGCUGGUCGAGGGUGACGAGCCACGCAUCUACUCCGCCCUUAUUGACGGCCACUCUGAGAUCAUGGAGAACGGCAUGAGACGCCCCAAGUUCAGGAUUCAGCUUUCUGGUAACCCCGUCCUUGGUGACGGAAAGUCGGACAACCAGAACCAUUCUAUCAUCUUCUACCGCGGAGAGUACAUCCAGCUUAUCGAUGCCAACCAGGACAACUACCUGGAAGAGUGUCUGAAGAUUCGUUCCGUCCUGGCCGAAUUCGAGGAAAUGAAGACUGACAACGUUUCACCAUACACUCCUGGCGUCAAGAAUCAAGCUUUUGCCCCCGUUGCCAUCCUAGGUGCUCGUGAAUACAUUUUCUCAGAGAACAUUGGUAUCCUUGGUGAUAUUGCUGCUGGAAAGGAACAGACCUUCGGUACCCUCUUCGCGAGAACCCUCGCACAGAUUGGAGGCAAGCUUCAUUAUGGCCAUCCCGAUUUCUUGAACGGUAUUUUCAUGACCACCCGUGGCGGUGUUUCCAAGGCCCAAAAAGGUCUUCACCUGAACGAGGAUAUCUACGCUGGUAUGAAUGCUGUACUCCGCGGUGGGCGUAUCAAGCACUGCGAGUAUUAUCAGUGCGGUAAAGGUCGUGAUUUAGGUUUUGGUUCUAUUCUGAACUUUACAACCAAGAUUGGUACUGGUAUGGGUGAGCAGAUGCUCUCCCGCGAGUACUAUUACCUCGGAACACAAUUGCCUCUCGAUCGCUUCCUGUCAUUUUACUAUGCUCAUCCUGGUUUCCAUCUGAACAACAUGUUCAUCAUGCUUUCGAUUCAGACAUUCAUGAUAACUCUUCUCAGCUUCGGCGCUCUCCGACACGAGACGAUUCCUUGCGACUAUAACCGAGAUGUUCCGAUCACGGAUCCGUUGUAUCCAACUGGCUGUGCGAACACUGACUCACUGAUAGACUGGAUCUACCGCUGUGUCAUUUCCAUUCUAUUCGUGUUCUUCUUGUCAUACAUUCCUCUCUGUGUACAAGAACUGACAGAACGUGGUCUCCUGCGCAUGGCAACUCGAUUGGCGAAGCAAUUCUGCUCCCUCUCUCCGUUCUUCGAGGUGUUCGUCUGUCAGAUCUACGCCAACUCUGUGCAAGAGGAUUUGACAUUCGGCGGUGCCCGUUACAUCGGUACUGGUCGUGGUUUCGCCACAGCUCGCAUUCCCUUCGGUGUGUUGUACUCGCGUUUCGCCGGCCCUUCGAUCUAUUUUGGCGCGCGUUGCUUCAUGAUGCUUCUCUUCGCCACAUUGACAGUGUGGCAGUCGGCUUUGACCUACUUCUAUAUCACAGUCCCAGCGCUUCUGGUCUCGCCAUUCCUGUACAACCCUCAUCAAUUCUCCUGGAACGACUUUUUCAUCGACUACCGUGACUAUUUGCGCUGGUUGUCACGUGGCAACUCCAAAUCUCACGCGGCCUCGUGGAUUGGUUUUUGCCGCUUGUCUCGUACCAGAAUCACUGGCUAUAAGCGCAAAGCCUUGGGUGAUCCAUCCGGGAAGCUCUCUGCCGAUGUGCCUCGCGCGGGAUUCACCAACGUUUUUGUCGGAGAGAUCGUUGCCCCUCUAAUCUUUGUCGCUGUUACCUUGAUACCGUACCUAUUCAUCAACGCACAGACGGGAGUCUUUACCAACGACAACAGUGCCAAGGCUACAAAUGCCCUGAUACGCGUUGCUGUCGUCGCAUUCGGUCCUAUAGCCGUCAACGCUGGAACGCUUGCUGCCAUGUUUGGCAUGGCUUGCUGUAUGGGACCACUCCUGAGUAUGUGCUGCAAGAAGUUUGGUAGUGUGCUGGCUGGAAUCGCCCACGCCGUCGCAGUGAUCAUGCUGCUUGUUUUCUUCGAGGUCAUGUUCUUCCUCGAAGGGUUUGAUUUCACCAAGACUCUGUUGGGUAUGAUUGCGGUCAUGGCGUUGCAGCGAUUUAUCCUCAAGCUCAUCAUCGCCCUUGCUCUUACUCGUGAGUUCAAGACUGACCAAUCUAACAUCGCGUUCUGGACGGGCAAGUGGUACUCUAUGGGUUGGCAUUCGGUUUCCCAGCCUGCACGUGAAUUCCUCUGCAAAAUUACCGAGCUGAGCUUAUUCGCCGCUGAUUUCGCUCUCGGCCACAUUCUUCUCUUCUUGAUGCUUCCCCUCAUCCUCAUCCCGCAGAUCGAUAAGCUGCACUCCAUGAUGCUCUUCUGGUUGCGACCUAGUCGUCAAAUUCGCCCGCCAAUCUACUCUCUCAAGCAAUCAAAACUUCGAAGGAGGAGAGUAAUCCGGUUCGCGAUCCUCUAUUUCGCAAUGGUCAUCCUCUUCGUUGCACUGAUUGCUGGUCCGAUCGUGGCUGGCAAGUACAUUCCUUCCAGCCUGACCAGCAAAAUCCCCAUGAACCUGUACCAGCCCAACAACAACUGGGAAAAGGACAACACUAGAAACGAGACCAAAACUGGAACUGGUGCCGCGUCGUACCACGGCGUCGCCGCAACUACCACCUCGAAGUCUACUGCCACCUCGAACAAGUUCCGUUUUGUGUAGAUAUUGGUCUCAUGGGUAUAUAUGUAUCAUAGAGAACAGUGGUGGAGUGGGUGUCCUGCUUAUGAAGCGACUAAUGAAUCCCGAUCCUCUUUAAAUCUGGUGUUGUAUUGCAUGGUAUAUGGCUUUUCUUUCUUUCUAUUUAUACAUCUAGAAUCAGGCAUUAUCACAUUAUUCUACGGUUCUCGAAUCUCUCUGUUAAUGAUAACGAAAUGUGUUUC